AUGUAUAUUAUGGCUGGGGCUGGACGACUGAGCACCGCAAGCAUGUGGUCACUCAUGGGCCUGAUACUCCGCAACUCCGAAAAGCUCGGCAUCCACCGCGACGGUACGUUUCUUGGUCUCUCUCCUGCAUCCACAGAGGAGCGGCGUCGCCUUUGGUGGCAAUUACAGCACUUUGACCUUGGUCUGGCGGUUAUGACUGGAGUCACAUCUCUGACCUUAAUGGCGGACUGGGAUGCAAAGCUGCCGUUGAACAUCGAAGAUGACGACCUUUACCCAGACAUGGGGGAAGCUCCGCGCGAAAGACAGGGCCUGACUAGCAUGUCAUACUGCCUUUACACAUACUGGGUCAUUCAGCGUCAACGGGCAUUCUUCAAAUCUAUUCAAGGUCGAUUUGAGCUAUCGUGGCAAUCCAAAGAAUCGUUGCCAGAAGUGUCCAAGGAGAUGUUGAUCGAGCAGCUCGAAGAAGGCCUCAACACAAAAUUUCUGCAGUUCUGCGAUCCGAUCAAGCCAGUCGAAGUGUUGCUACAAUUGUCUGCUCGAAGUCUGAUUUGCAUGCUCCAGCUUCGGACAUUGUACACUCUCCUGCCGAAUGAGCAGAUGAGUCUUGAGCGUCGAGAGAAGCUUGUGACAGCUUCGAUGCGAUCCCUCGAGUAUAACAUCGCAAGUCACUCACAUCCUAUCAUUCGACCAUUUCAGUGGUGGGUCAAGGGGAUGUUUCCAUGGCAUUCGCUCGUAUGCAUCCUGAUCGAAGCCUCGCGACAAGAUGAUCCUUCUAAGGUUCAACAAUUGUGGGAGCUACUUGCUCGUGUAUACGAUGCAAAUACGAGUCUUUACCAGCUUUCAGAGGAUCGACGACGCUUGCAUGCCGCCGAACUCGUCUUGUCAGCUUCAAAGACCCGCCAGAUGAAGCCAAGCCCGAAUAAUUGCCCACAAACUCCCGAAUUUGUGAUCAAGUUGGAGGCUCAAGUUGCUGGCCUUGCCGGAAAAGCAGCAGCGGAGUCGACUACUCCGUCGCCGAAUAUAGUGAGGGACUUGUCGACCGAGUUUCCUACAUUCGAGAACGCCGUUCCGUUUGAUUUGGACUUCCAAGACGUAGACUGGGGCUUCUGGGAGAGCAUUGGCUGA
Messenger RNA from Exophiala bonariae, 1125 nucleotides. RefSeq lists its product as uncharacterized. NCBI's taxonomy places the organism in Eukaryota, Fungi, Ascomycota, Eurotiomycetes, Chaetothyriales, Herpotrichiellaceae. Gene Ontology annotation, biological process: DNA-templated transcription. The transcript is spliced from 3 exons. Bases 1 to 1125 code for a protein of 374 amino acids. The record is from RefSeq and is a predicted model, not a curated record. Gene Ontology annotation, molecular function: zinc ion binding; DNA binding.